Molecule: messenger RNA, 891 nt
Organism: Neoarius graeffei (lesser salmon catfish)
Lineage: Eukaryota; Metazoa; Chordata; Actinopteri; Siluriformes; Ariidae
Product: coiled-coil domain-containing protein 106-like
Exons: 5
Coding region: 1-891 (296 amino acids)
Cellular component (GO): nucleoplasm
Source: RefSeq, a predicted model, not a curated record
AUGGAGGGAAAGGAAGAAACAUCUUCGUCCUCCAGAAAAAUGCAAACCCGUUCUGGACCUCUAAAAGAUAAUGCUGGCAAGAGGAGCCGUUGUGAUACAGAGGAUGACUCUUCUGGUACUGUGCAAAUGGCCCCCACUGCCAAACUCCAGAAGCACAAACAUGACCUGGAGCUGGCUAAAAUGAAAAUAACUUGUCAGGAAGACUUGAUCAAAGAGCUAACCAAGGAGAUAGACUUUUUAAAAGACCAGCUGUCUCAGAUCUUUACUUUGUCCUAUUUAACCUGUGACAAUUACAUAACGACUCUCAUGCUGCUGUACAGUGCUGAGUCCAUAUCAAGAAAUGUGAGAAACCCAUCCCCUGAAGCAUCCACAUCACAUGCUAAUUUUUCUGCAUCCUCCAAGUCAAGCUCAGAGUCUACCGACCCAUCCACAGACACUUCAGACUCAUCAGUCUCCUCAAGUUCCUCUACUUCUGAUGAUAGGAGGAAGAGGAAGAAGAAGAACACAAAGAAGAAGAAGGGGAAGAAAGGAACAAGGGAGAGACGAAGCAAACGGAGCAGUAUUUUAAGAGCUCGUGGACCAGAUGAGGUAAUUGCACGUUACUGGAAGGUGUUGAAGGCCUAUAAGAAGAAGAAGAGCAUCACUGCUGCUUGCAAAAUAGUGGGAGUAGAUCGCAACACAAUUACACUGAAUGCACCAAUUGCAGAGCCUUCCAUUGCUGCCCCUGAGAAGUUCGCUGAAUUCAAAGAAGAGCAUUCCACAAAGCAGAAGCUUGGUGAUUUUGCUGGGAAAUAUUUGGAUGGCAUCCGUGACAACCCAGAUAUUGAGCGUAAAGUGCAGGCACUUAAGAAGGCAAGGCAACUGUUGCCUGUUGGAAAGGGGGACUUUUGA